CAAAUGGUUUCAGUUUUGCUUAAAUUUAAGGAAACUCGAAGCAAUUUUUUCAUAUUUAGCAGGCUACCCUUUUCUUCUCUCUCUCUUCUCUUUCUCCUUCUCUUUCUCUCUCUGAAAUCUAUAAUGUUUGUCUAGUAAGAGAGAACUCUUCGCCAAAUAACUAAUGCCUAUGUUUCUCACUUCUCUUGCUACAUUGUCCAAGGCGCAUAUGUAGCUUGGAUUUUCCAUCACUUGCCCUUGUAGCUUCUAUAUUCAUCUAUCUAUCUAUAUCUAUAUCUAUACACUCACAUAUAUAAUAUUUUCCCUAUUAUUAUUAAUAUUGUUUGUUUCUUUUGCAUGUUUCAGAUACCCAACAACACAAAGCCAUUCUUUUUCUUCAUAUAUAUAUAUAAACACAGUGCAAGCUAACAUUUUUGCCUCUUCUCAUUCGCGAACUCUUUUGCAUGUUUUGAGUCACUGCUUCUUUCAUGAUCUUUAUGUGUUUGUGGGAUGAAAUACAUAUAUGUAUUUUUUUCUCUCUGUCUUUUUUAUUAAAUGGGUAUUGGUUUUUUUCUGUGAAUUAUAGUGAAGUUUGUUUGACUUUGGUCGUUUGAAGCUGCUGGUUCUUCUGGGUUUUGAUUUAAUUGGGUCGUUUCACCCUGAUGGCUCCUGUUAGAGGGUCUAAAAAGAGGAAGAAGACAGAAAAGAAGCCUGAGGAAAAUGCUUAUGGUUCUGGGUCAUCCGAGAAGGAUGGUCCUCUUGAUUGGUGGGAUGAAUUGUUGAGGAGAAUUAAUGGUCUACAGUCUCCGUCAAAAGGUCUAGACAAGUUUGAAUCUGUUUUCAAGAUUUCUCGGAAAACUUUUGACUACAUAUGUUCACUUGUAAAGGAAGAUAUGAUGGCUAAGUCAGCUCAUUUUGUGUUUGCAAAUGGAAAAUCUUUGUCUUUAUGUGAUCAAGUUGCUGUAGCACUAAGAAGGCUGAGCUCUGGUGACUCACUUGUGACGAUUGGCGAUUUGUUUGGGGUGAACCACUCAACUGUCUCUCAAGUGACAUGGCGAUUUGUGGAAUCUAUGGAAGAAAGGGGACUUCACCACCUACAAUGGCCUUCCUCUGAAGCAGAAAUGACAGAAAUCAAGUCCAAAUUUGAGAAAAUAAGGGGCUUCCCUAACUGCUGCGGUGUCAUUGAUACUACUCACAUCACAAUGUGUUUGCCUGCUUCAGACCCCGCAGGUAAUGUGUGGCUUGACCAUGAAAAGAAUCACAGCAUGAUAUUGCAGACAGUUGUGGAUGCCGACAUGAAAUUUCGGGACAUAGUCACUGGAUGGCCUGGAAAAAUGAAGGAUUGGUUAGUGUUUCAGAACUCAAAUUUUUACAAACUUAGUGAUAAAGGAGAGAGGCUGAAUGGAAAGAAGGUGGAGAUUUCGAAAGGAUUAGAAAUAAGGGAGUACAUAAUUGGUGAUUCAGGAUUUCCUUUGCUGCCCUAUCUUGUAAUCCCCUAUGAAGGAAAAGACCUUCCGGAAUCAAAAAUUGAGUUCAACAAGCGUCAUUCCGCAACUCGAGUGGUUGCUCAACGAGCAUUGGCGAGACUCAAGGACACAUGGAGGAUCAUUCAUGGAGUCAUGUGGAGACCUGACAAACACAGACUGCCAAGAAUCAUUCUGGUUUGCUGCUUGCUUCAUAACAUUGCCAUUGAUAUGGAAGAUGAGGUGCAUGAUGAGCUGUCUUUGUCUCCCAACCAUGACUCGGGUUAUCAUCAAGAAAUAUGCGGAACCACUGAUGUGGAUGGCGUGAACCUGAGAGACAAGCUAGCCCUCUACUUGUCUGCAAGGAUCAGCUAUUGAAAAUCUUGAGAUGAAGUUAUAUUACAAUCUGUUAUUCAUUAGAACUAACUUGUAAGUUGUUAGGCAGACAUUGCAAGUUUGAGUAGAUCUUUGAGACCAAAAUUAUGGCUGAGACGAACUGGUGAUAGUUUAAGGUACUGUUUUAGUCAUUGAAGAAGUUUCAAAGUAGCUUGAGGACUUGUAUA
Messenger RNA from Humulus lupulus (European hop), 2005 nucleotides. RefSeq names its product protein ALP1-like. The record is from RefSeq and is a predicted model, not a curated record. The transcript has 3 exons. Bases 642 to 1820 code for a protein of 392 amino acids. NCBI's taxonomy places the organism in Eukaryota, Viridiplantae, Streptophyta, Magnoliopsida, Rosales, Cannabaceae.